GAUGCACCUCUAACUCACUCCUCUCCUCUCUUCUUAACCUCCCCACCCUCUUCCUCCACUCAAAUCUUCUUCUUUCUCUUCCUCUCCUCCGUCCUCCCCCCUUCCUCCUCCUCACCAACACCAAAACCCAGGAAACCCACACUCAAUGGAGGUUUCCACCAAGCAGCUUCUCCCCAUGACUCAUCAGCAGGACCCCAACUCCCCUUCGUAUUCCACCUCCUCAUCGUCGUCGUCAUCCACCUCCCCGUCUCACCCCUACCACCGUGCCCAACCCCACAACCUCCCACCGUCCCCCCGGCCCGUCCCACGCACCAUCGACACCACCCCCUUCCCCACCACCUUCGUCCAGGCCGACACGUCCUCCUUCAAGCAGGUCGUCCAGAUGCUCACCGGCGCCGAGCAGCCCGCCAAGAACGACGCAACGACAGCAACCGCGGGCAACAGCGGCAACUCCGGGACAAACGGUGCCGGCCAGGCGACGAGCGGGCCGUGCCGGCCCAAGAAGCCGUCUUUCAAGCUGUACGAGCGGCGGAGCAGCCUCAAGAACCUCAAGAUGAUCGCGCCGCUGGCGAUGGGCCCGCCGCCGUCGCCGCGGAGGCCCUCCGCCACGCCAGAGAUCCUCUCGCCGAGCGUGCUGGACUUCCCGUCCCUCAGACUCAGCCCGGUCACGCCGCUGACCGGCGACCUCUUCAACCGCUCGCCGGCGUCGUCCUCCUCCGAGGAGGCCGAGCGCGCGGCAAUCGCCGAAAGGGGGUUCUUCCUCCACCCGUCCCCGAGGGGCGCCGAGCCGCCGCGCCUGCUCCCGCUCUUCCCCGUCACCUCGCCCAGGAUGGCCGCCUCCGCGGCGGCACCGUCCGAGUGAGUCAAGAUCCCAACUUUGAUGGCGCGCGCGCCUCUACUCCUAAGUUAGUACAACAUGCAACGACUACUAGUCUACUACUGCAACCUUCGCCGUACUGCUCCUUCGUCACAGUUUUAGUUUUGUAAGGUGUUUGCUGCUGUUCUUGAUCGACGCUGCUGCUGUAAUUUUUGCUCCCUUCUUGAAAGGAAGACGGAGUUUUUUCUUCUUCCUUUUGGAGCCGCGACAGAUUGUACAAUCCGAGCCGAGACUCCGGACUCGAUUUCUUGAUCGCUCGCGGAACCUCCGAAAUGAAAUGAUGGAUGGAUCAGUUAUUAAUCAAUUAAUCAAGCUCAAUUUUGAGCUUAUAGUGCCUA
Molecule: messenger RNA, 1215 nt
Organism: Phragmites australis (common reed)
Lineage: Eukaryota; Viridiplantae; Streptophyta; Magnoliopsida; Poales; Poaceae
Product: VQ motif-containing protein 4-like
Exons: 1
Coding region: 146-862 (238 amino acids)
Source: RefSeq, a predicted model, not a curated record